Molecule: messenger RNA, 1047 nt
Organism: Anopheles nili
Lineage: Eukaryota; Metazoa; Arthropoda; Insecta; Diptera; Culicidae
Product: odorant receptor 4-like
Exons: 7
Coding region: 1-1047 (348 amino acids)
Biological process (GO): sensory perception of smell; detection of chemical stimulus involved in sensory perception of smell
Cellular component (GO): plasma membrane
Molecular function (GO): odorant binding; olfactory receptor activity
Source: RefSeq, a predicted model, not a curated record
AUGCUAUGUGUACCACAGUUUACCUACUUACUCGUGGAUACCAAGAAUCUCAUCGAGUUCGUCGCGGUGUUGGUACCCAUCACGGAGAUAUUAUUGACGAAUCUGAAGAUGAUCAUUUGCAACGUCAAGAGAGCGAAAAUCAUUAGCCUUAUAAACCAGCUGCAGACGGAGUGGACGGAAUUUCAAAAAUCAGAUUCAGCGGAGAUUAGUAAGCUUGUUAAGCAAACCGCUAAAAAGAGCCGCAUAUUCGUUAUCAUCUACACGGCUUCUUUCGUACUGAUCUGCGUAGAGUAUGCAUCACUGCCAUUGUUCAAACUGGUGUACCAUCGCGUUUUUUCAAGCCACGAUACCAACUAUACCACCACUUUACCCUAUAUGGCAAGCACCGAAAGCAGCACAAGCUUUACGCUCACGUACAUUUUUAUCCUGGUCGCGGUCUACAUUCUCGCGCUAACGCUUAGCGGCUUCGACAGCCUAUUCGCCACGCUGGCAAUGCACAUAACGACCAUGUUUAAGUUUUUGAAAAUUGAAAUCGAUCAGCUAGAGCUGGAUCUGCGUGCCGGGUUGCCCAGUAAGGACCUGCACGCCAAGAUGAAGCGCAUCAUUUUGAAGCACAAAAGCAACCUUUCCUUGAUCGAUCAGCUCGAGGAUGGAUUCAGCUUCUAUUUAAUGGUACAAUUUCUAACCAGCUCAAUCGUUGUCUGUGUGGUGCUGUAUGAGCUGACGAUUGUGUUUGGUUGGAACGAGGACACCGUCAAAACGAUCACCUACCUGCCGGGUGCGAUUCUGCAGCUUUAUCUUUUCUGCUGGUACGCACAGAACAUCACAGACGAGGCGAGACUGGUGGCGGAUCACAUCUAUAACAUCCCGUGGUACUUAAGCGAUCCAGCCCUACAAAAGACGAUUCUCACGUUCAUGGUGAAAGCGCAAAAGCCCGCAGGAGUUACAGCGUCAAAGUUUUACAUGGUCACACUGCAAAGUUUCCAACGAAUUUCUAGCACAUCUUACUCGUACUUCACCUUACUGCAAACAAUCAAUCAACAGUAA